This is a messenger RNA of Gossypium raimondii (Peruvian cotton), 1265 nucleotides long. RefSeq names its product probable lipid phosphate phosphatase 4. Gene Ontology annotation, molecular function: phosphatidate phosphatase activity. Gene Ontology annotation, biological process: phospholipid metabolic process. NCBI's taxonomy places the organism in Eukaryota, Viridiplantae, Streptophyta, Magnoliopsida, Malvales, Malvaceae. The transcript has 6 exons. Bases 1 to 879 code for a protein of 292 amino acids. The record is from RefSeq and is a predicted model, not a curated record.
AUGACAGACAUAUUGUUGGGAACUCAUACGAUAAAAUCUCAUGGAGUCAAGGUGGUCAAAGCACAUAUACAUAACUGGCUAAUCCUCGUAAUUCUUGUCGUCAUCGACGGUUUGUUGAAUUACGUCGAGCCCUUUCACCGCUUCGUCGGACAAGAAAUGAUGACAGAUUUAAAAUUCCCUUUCCAUGAAAAUACCGUUCCGGUGUUGGUCGUACCGGUUAUUGCAGUAUUGGUGCCUUUCAUUAUUUUUGGUGUAUACUACUAUUUGAGAAAGGACAUUUAUGAUUUUCACCAUGCUAUACUAGGUAUUCUAUAUUCCGUUCUUUUGUCCGGAGUUAUUACGGAUUCGAUCAAAGAUGCCGUCGGUAGGCCGAGACCGAAUUUCUUUUUUCGAUGUUUCCCCGAUGGGAAGGCGGUGUUUGACCAAGUUACAGGGGAUGUUAUCUGCCAUGGGGAUGCAAAGAUUGUAAAGGAAGGAUACAAAAGUUUCCCUAGUGGUCAUACUUCAUGGUCCUUUGCAGGUCUUUGUUUCCUUUCGUUGUACUUGUCGGGAAAGCUAAGAGCAUUCAAUCGCGGAGGCAAUGUCUCGAAACUUUGUAUCGUGAUUUUCCCGGUACUUGCCGCUGUUCUCGUGGGUAUUUCUCGAGUGGACGAUUACUGGCAUCAUUGGACGGAUGUUUUUGCCGGAGCUCUUAUAGGAACGUCCAUGGCAGCAUUUUGUUACCUGCAAUUCUUUCCCUGUCCUCAUUAUGAAGAUGGUUGGGCACCUCAUGCAUACUUUAAGAUGAUUGCGGAAAGACAAAGUGAUGAAAGUCCAGAAAGCACAGUCAGAUCUCCAAGCAAGAAUGAAUCUAAUGAUAUUGAAACACAACCUAUGUGAUAAGUAGAAUCAAAGUCCAGAACCAUAUUAACAUAUUAUUAAGUGAAUGUUUGUAUAUGUGAAUGUACACGUAACAUAUAGAGUUCACCAAAUAAAUGCAAACAAUUGUACUAAUAAUAUAUGUGUACGUCUCAUCUCCUAUGCACUAUAUUAUUCGUCAUGUCUCGAAACAAAGGAGACGGUUUCCGCCUGUUGCGGGUUGUCUUAAAUUUAAUGUAGACGAGGAAAUUUGGGACGUGUGCGGUGGCGUUUUUAUAGAUGAGGAAUGUAAGUUACUUUUUUUAUUCCCCGAACCUUUGGGGAAUGUUUGACUCCAAUUUCACCGAUGCAUGGGUAGAUGAGAUGAUGGCUAUCUCGUAGUGCUUCCUCUGUAUGUUACUAUUGAC